Molecule: messenger RNA, 10196 nt
Organism: Lineus longissimus
Lineage: Eukaryota; Metazoa; Nemertea; Pilidiophora; Heteronemertea; Lineidae
Exons: 15
Coding region: 728-5650 (1640 amino acids)
Cellular component (GO): membrane
Source: RefSeq, a predicted model, not a curated record
GCAUACCAGUGUAUGGAUAGUUACACGAGAGAGAAGGUCGGCCUAUGAGAGAGUGGAAUCUAAGAUAUUUCACUUUGCGUAGGACUAUUCCAUGUCAGAUUUUAUGCUUCUUUGGAAUACCUUAAUUUGGGAUUCUCUGAGCUGGAUGCUCUCUGCAGAAGUUAGCGAUGAAGGUCACACUGAUCAGCAGAAGUUCACAGCGGAGGUUUGAAAUUCUAUGCAGGAAUUUCCCAUGAAAGCCUGACAUCUCAAGUCUUUGGAUUGUAGUUCAUUCAGGGAAUUGAAGUCUACGGGCCAUUGGAUUCAACCUACUUAUGGGAUUAAUCCUACUAUUGUGAAGGAUCAAAGUUGUGAUUAUUCACUUUUACCUACGUGUACAUAAAUUACGUGAAUGUAUUUUAAAACGACUUGACAGUUGCAUAAUAUAACGAGGGCCUAGUACGGCAUGAUGCGUUUGUUGUAAAAAAAUUCGCCUUAGUGCAGGUAGUGAACUAAGUUUUGGCAGUUCUUUCGAAUGGCCAGAAGCGGUGCUUAUUUCAGCAUACCGUCUGGAAAAUACUCAGGAUAUUUGAUGACUAUAAAAGCAGUAUUAUGACAAACUUUUGAAUAAUUGAAAUUUCGUAUUUCUGAAGGAGACUCGCAGUACAACACAAUGGUGAAUAACGUUGCUGAAUUUAUGACGGGAGUCGCAUUUGGAUAUCUCGAGCUGUAGAUUACUCACAACAAGAUGGCUACCAACGAGAAAAAGACUCCCAUUAUACUUUUCGACCUGGGAGCUGACUCCCCUGCUGCAUCACCAGUCCUUCCGAAGCGAAGGAAGUUGGAACCAGGAAGCCUAGGGUUGAAUCUUCCUGUUCAAGGUUCAAUCACAAGUAUCAGUUCCUUGAGCAGCGAUCUGGAUUCACCAGUUCGAGGCUUCCUAACCCCUGAGAAGGGUUUUUUCGAUGACUCUUUCGACAGCAGCAACUUGAGUAGUGCUGGUGAAAGUCCCAGUCCCGCGCAGGCACGGAGGUCGCCGAGGAAGAGGUUCAAGAAAGAUGCUCUUUGGCGUGCGAUCCAGCCGGCGUACCAGUACCUCAUGGAUGAAGAGAUCAUUGAGACUUGCAAGUCGACUGAGAGUGAUCUCUCCUGGGACGAUGACGAGCUCACCAUCAACACUAAAGUCUCCUUCACCGAGUUUAUACAGCAAUACAAGGAGCUCACUGAUUGGCUCACGACUAUUCAGGUGGUCACCCAACGACAGGGGAUGACCAGUCUUUCGGAAAAGUAUCUCAAUCAGAGUUACCAUGAAGAGAUGUUGCAGCGUUCGCCGCGGCGCAAACUUUUCAACGACUACGCCAAGCAGCUGAUGCGUCGCUUCCCCAACAUGAAGGAAGAGAUCAACAGCCGCUUGAGGCACCUCAACGAGCAGUGGGUGUUGCUCGAGAACGCCAUCAGCCCACAAGAUGGCGCUGACGAGGAGACAAUGUUACGAGAUUUGGAGCUGGACUUGAACGAUCUCCGUCGCUGGCUUCACGGUGUUGAGAACACCCUGCUGCCCCUGUGUAUACGCCAGAGUUGGACGCAGGAAAUGUUGGAAGACAAGCUCAAGGAACACCAGGCCCUUCAGAGAGACAUUGAGUCGCACUCCAAAAUCGUCUCAGCAGUCCUGAAGCUUUGUGAGCGGCUCCACUCAGAGAAACAAGAUUGUCAAAAAGGCUCCAGCAACGAGUGUGAAGGCCUGCGCAUCAUUGCAAUAAAUCUCGAGCGACGCUGGCACGCCAUCUGGUUGCAAUCACUAGAGUGGCAGUGCCGUUUGGAGGAGGCUAUCAACAAAAGAAAGAACCCGAACAUCUCCCCAAACAGCACAGGAGGCUGGGAAGUCCAAUACAACUCUGCCAUACCAUUUAGUAUUUCUCCGGACCACGUGCACGGAAUAGACGACUCAGACCAAUCAACAGAUUUCUUCGACGAAGACGGUGAUUUAGAAUUUGGUCACAACUCGGAUGUCCUUCCAUUCUCGGAGGAUGAGUAUGAGAAGUUUGCAUUAGAUGUUCACUGUCAGACGGAGAUAUUCGACAAUCCUGAAACCCUUGUGGAGAAGGAGAUUGUAGACGACGUCGAGCUGACCCCAGAUGAACUCUCCAAGACUGUGUAUAUACAAGAAGCCGACGGCAAUGGGUUAAAAAUGUGGAGCUCCUCUGAGCGUGUUACGAAGUCAAGCUCGAGCUCACCGACGGCUGAUUUGGAUGCGGCAAAGGAUUCGAUGGAAGUAGACGACGUUCAGUGUAAGAUGGAGGUGACAGAUGUUGGUUACGGCAGCGAGAGUCAUUCGAAUGAUGAACCUGAUUCUGGGGAGAAGGCUGAGGCAGGCGGAUGUCAGACGUCUGCCUCCCAAACAGAAGUGGUGGAUGUCACCACCAGUGAGGUGCAGACGCAGGAGGUUGUGUUCAGGAAUCGUGUUGUGUUGAGCGAUGGUGGACUGACGUCUGCUUCUGGUAGUCUGCAGACCGUAUUGUCCUGUCCAACAUGGCGGGACUCGAUGACGAGCGCGUAUGACACCAGCUCCAACUGCAGCGACCACCCGAGUCAUGAUGUUGUCGGUAACCAUUCCUGUCGCCCUACUUCCCUCUGCAUCCCUGAUGACGACACUUUACUGGAAUUCAAAAGUAUCAAUGCUUCUCCUGGUGAAAAGUUCUAUAAGGUGACCGCUUUGGAUGACUACCCAGGGCAAGGGGUAGAGAAUGCCAAGAAAAGCCUUUUUGAGGUAGUCUCUGAACCCCCUAGAGAUGAAGCUGUGGUGAUCGCGAUUGCAGAAGAUGUGCCAGAAGCCACGGACUUGAUGUGCAAACCAGUCAAUGGCGUGAUCAGGUCAGAUCCUUCUCUGACGAAGAACCGAGCUGAUAUUCUUUGGACAGAAAUCGAACACCUUGAAGAAAAUGAAACUCAGAAACAGAGCAAGUUGCUAACUACGCUUGAAAAUAAUGACUUAGAUGUGCGUAGCUCUUACACAGCCGAGUGGACCGAGCGUACGAACAAGUGGUCAGGAGCAUUUACUGCACUCAUUGAGUCGACAGAAACUAACUCUGAAAUGAUCUCACAGUUGCAGCAGAAAGAAUUAUCUCAUGGCAGCUUAUCUGAGCGUCGAACAGCAAGUCGCGACUCAAUACGGAGGUUGGUGUCACAAGCAGAGAGUCUUGUCAAAGAUGAUGACUAUAACACACAGCGGCCAAAAUGGCGGGAUCGCAAGCAGCGACGAAGGAGAAAACCCAAACUGGCUGUGAGUUAUUCUUUAACUAGCGACGCUUCGAUGCCAGAAAAUAGUGCAGAUUCGUGCGACGCCAGUGGAGAAACCACCACUGAGUCUGAGGGUGAAUAUUCUAGCGCGCUCAGCGAUACCGAAUAUAAAAUAAACUCCAUCUUGUCGGUUCCAGAGGAAUCCAGUGCCCAUGACACCACAGGAUCUACGCUUAAGAACAGCUCAUAUACAGCCACACAGCUUACCUCUCCUGAGUGGGAAGGAGUCAAACUUCGACCAGGUCACAAGCGGAAGUUUGAGCGUCCACGGAGCGUUACAGAAAUGUAUGAACUCAGUAAUCGUCUUGAUUUGAGCCCGUUUUCUAUAUCCGAGGGUUCUGUUGUGACAUGCAGACACCCGAACUCAGGCAUUCCUGUACAAACACUGGACACUUAUCACACCAGCGAAUCUGCCUCUUCACUACUCAAUUCAAGGUGUAACACGUUGCCUCGGACGCAGAAGCCAAAAUUCCGGAAGAUGAAGCGCUCUCGCUCCGAGAGUGAGCAUCUUUCAAGCGCGCCCAUGACACAUCACUACCAUUCAUUUAGUAAGGAAAACUCACCAAGUCGUUUUUCACGAGAAGGGUCAUGUUCAACAGAGCGUAUCUUGUCCAACAAUUCCUCAAGCGAGAGAACAGUUGGUUACAGUGCAGAUAACUUGUACGUGUCGUCGUCCACCGAAUAUCAAGAGCAAAAGAUAGCUGGAGAGAGCGGUGAUGGUCUUGGACAACCUCUCUAUGAGUAUGACCUCACGGGAAUAGCUGCUGAGUACGUGCAGACUGUCGGUAACAUCAGCGAGGAGACUGAUGAUAAUCUCAACAGUACGAUCGAGUCGUUCUCCGAGAAUGCCUGGGACAACUACCAGGAUCCGUACCCGACCGUCAGCGAAGAUGGAAACGAAGAAAAGCUCGAUGACAGCCAUUUGCAGUGGGAGGCAAGCACGCUCAGCAGUACCUUUGAAUUUGAUGACGAUUUCCAACUAUCGGAUCGGAAGAAGAAAUCAUCGGGCUACUUGGCAGAUACAUCGCGUGUUGAUGAUUCCGACUCUGACCUCGAUGAUCUCCUCCACAUCUUGGAGCAGUCCCUGCAACAGCUUCAAGUCGCACAGUCCAUGCUGACCUGCCACAGGAAGGAUGCCAUGGACACUGGCAUUUACCUACAGCCGCAGAGAUAUGCUGAAAUCUUGGCGACCUGCCAGACGAACAUAAAGUGCCUGCAGACGAUUAUUCAGACGCUAGUGGAGACUGACGGAUCCCUGUGUGUCGGUGAUGAUGACUUCCUCACAGUCCAGAAUACGAUUGAUCAAUGGACGCUGCAUCGCAACAUCGCCAUCCAGAGGCAGGAACAGUCGAAGCAGCUGUGUCAGCUCUACCAGGAGAUGGUCGCCGUCAAGAAUUGCCUCGACGACACUGAGGACUUGAUGGAUGUCAAUCAGUACCCUGAUCACUUCAGCUUGGAACAGAUCAUCAAAAUCCUGCAGGAUAAGAAGUUGGACCUUCACCAGCAGCGCGCCAAGCUGGAAGCACUGAAGGAGAAUAUCCAAGUGUUCUCGACCACUUACCCGGACGUCAGGAUGGACCGCUUCCAGGUGGAGAUUCUGAACCUUACUGCCAACGGCGCAAAAGUCAGUGACCAGCUUAGUGUUCGCUUCUCAGAGUUCCAAUCUCUCCUCAUCUGUUGGUACGACUACAAUGAGACGCACAAAGAACUCUCCUACUUCUUGAGUAAAGAAAGGCAGCUACUGCAGUGUCUGGAAAUGACGCUGUCUAUAAUGGAGUUCACCACUGAGCAGCGCCGGGCGGUGGUCCGUGAUCUCAAGGGAAUGCUGAAAGAUUUUAACAUGUACGAACAAAAGCUGACUGCCAUGCGGCGUCUGUCUAACGAGGUGCUGUCAAUCUGCGACAAGGAAAAGCAGUUGGAGAUCCGGGCCGAGGUAGCAAUGGCCAGCAAUGAACUGGCGGAGUUACGCAAACGUUCCCAAGAUACCAUGACAAAGUGCAUUGAGCAUUGCGGUGACCUACCUCUCGAUAUUGGAAUCGACGACGACACAGAUUCGGGCAUCGGAAUCCAUCGAAGGACAGAGUCGAUGAUGGGGAUUGAAACGAUUGGUGCUGCAUCUGUCUCCACGGAGACUGAGGUGUUUGCUACUGCUGCUGCUACCCAGACACCGUAUGAUAUUGAGAGAGGUGAACCCGUGAAGGCCAAAAAGGAAGAAUACUCGCUCAUGAAGUUGCUGGUACGGAUGGCGCUACCAUUCCAGCUGGCCAUCCUUGUCCUCUAUGGCAUCCUCUGCUUCUUCGACCGUGACGGCCAACCUGGUUUACUCUCGUUUUCACCAACACUCAGAUAUGUCCGUGGUCCACCACCGACCUGAGCUUUGAGGUUGUAUGGUCCACUGUCUCUGCGUGGAAGUAUGGUCCACUGUCUCUGCAUGGACUAAGUGCCUGAGCUGGUCCUCAUCCUUCAGAAACAAUGAACUGCAGUGGUGUUGUCUGAAAAAGCUAUAAGUCAGCCACUUGCAGGAUGGGUGCCUGGACAAUUCACCAGUGUGAAGAAUGAGAUGUAAUGUGAGAACUCGAAUCAACAUGUGUGCAAUUUCAGAACUCUACUGUUCUAGUGCAAUGUUGCUGUGAAAGGAGAUGAGGACUUUGGUUUCAAGGCAGAGUUGGUUACUUAUCAAGCUGGCGAUGAAUAAGGACUUCAGGUGGUGGGCUAGGAAUGCAUAAAUGAAUUGAGAUGGUGAACAAAGUCGAAAGAUGCUAAUCUUGGAAUUUGCAGAUGCAGAACUUUGGUUUCUGUCACGUGUACAAUUCUAGAAUUUGCUUCGUGACAUGUAAAGUUGUAGAGUGUUGUUAAAUUGGAAUAUGUUCUCUGGCUCUGAUUGCAUGCAAGGACAAGGUCCUGUUCAUGUGCAUGUUUAUCAGGCGUUAUGUAUUGAUUAAUGCGUAUGUUACAGAGUCAUGUCAUGAAUUCAUGUGUAUGUAGGCUGUUAUGUUACCGAUCGCGUUUGGUUUUGUGGCCGCCUCAUUAAAUCAUGUGCAUCUUAUGGAAUGAAAUAUACACAGAGUUCUGAUCAUACAAUGUAGCAUGAUAUCAAGGUUAAUAUAUCACGCAUGCUACCUUGUACUUAUUGAAGAAUUUAUGAAAAAGAGAGCCAGGAGGGUGAGCGAGAAAAGGCAUCCGGCUUUUAUAGGUGAGCGGUAAUGAUGUUGGCUACUACUUGACCCAGCGCACAUUCACAUUGAGUCUCUCAUGCUCAGCUUUUGGUGGCAGAAUGCUAUUGUGCGUGUGCGAGACUCACUAAUAGGACAGCUGGUGCCACCUAGCCGUUAACAUCAACAUUAUCUCCCACCCUGAUAAGCUUGAUGUUAUGUCCUGUAAGGACUCAGAAGGGGUGUACAUAAUCAUGUAGUCAACUUAACUUAAGGUCCACAAGUUUGUCUUAUUUGUACUCAAGUGUGGCUUUCUGCAUGUGUUUUAAAUGACCUGAUAAAAAGUUAAAAUACCAAAAAUCGAGUUACAUGAAGUUUGGUGUGUUUGCGAUUGCACUGAGACAGAUAUAUUAUCUUUUGCAUGAACUAUUUCAUGUAAACAAUGUAAUGUAUUAGUGUGACAAGGUAACUUGUGGCUAUCAGGCAGUUUGAGAGUCUGAUGGUAUUAUCAGUGCAUUAUACUCAUUAAAUAUGCAGCUUGAGUGAUGCAUUUGUUGCUGUGCAUCCAUUGUAUAUUGCAAAACAUAUGCAGUACUUGUACCAGGGUUGUAAAUGGCAUCAUGGCAUGCCUCGUAACAGUUUGAUGGAAUUUUGUAAGGGCUGAGUGAUAUUCCAUCAGCUAACUAAAGGAACAGAAAUUCAUCAGAAAGCACUACCGGGUAUUCAGUAUGCUCUAUACCUUGGUGUGCAAAUUCAAAUAGUUUUAGAAUAAAUGUAUUGUAUUUAUACUUGUUCACGUCUGGAUGUGUGAACAUGUAUUAGGUCUACAUUGUAUGCAAUUAGAAGUACAUCAGAGGGAUGGUAUGUUCCUAGUUGGAGCUCUGGGGGACAAAAUAUAUGUAUGGGGGGAGGGGGAGGGCAGUCUAUGAUUGGGGAAAAGUGGAGAACAAUGAUGUCUGUCAUGUCGAAUAUCAGUGACCUGCCACAGACACAAACUCUAGAAGUGAAAUUUCAACAAAAUUUUAUUUUUUGGAACAAUCAAGAUUUCAAGUAACUAUUUUACGAAGUUAAAAUCAUCAAUUGUAUUUGACAAUUUUAUCACGUCACUUGUUAUAAAACUCUUCUUACUGAAAACUGCUGAUAUCUGUGAAUGGUAUUUUGGUUAUUACGGUGGACACUAGUUAUACCAGAGGUCAUUUCUAUGCGAUUGAGUUUGAGGCGUAGAGUAUUUUAAUCAUUUAAAAACUGAACGCAAUUGUGACCGUUUGAUACUCUGGUGGUCAGUUUCAUUUUGUAUAAACCUUAAAAAUCAGUUCAUUUUCCACUUUCAGUAAUUGAUUUGCCAUCCGUCUCGUGCAGCUUUCCACCAUAUUAGACUUGUUACUAUGGUUACUGGUUUGUUGAUGUCCCACGACAAAACUAUGCAAUGGCUUGUUGUGUGUUACACGCACAUGUCCGGUUUUAACCUUUUUAAGUCAAUCACGAAAUACUUUGAAAUUGUUGUUAUGUUGACAAGUUAUGUAGAGAUACUGUAGUUCUACUAGUUUUCAACAGGUCUAGAUUCAGAUUUUGGGUGUAUUUUUUUCUUUGGCAAGGGGAAGUCUUUGGUGACCUUAAGUUCUGUUUUUAAAUUAAGGGUCACGACAUUAACAAUGUUAGACCUAAGAUUCUGGGCUAUGGGGUGGUCUACUGAUUUAGAAAAUCUGAUUAUGUCCAGCUCCAGUUGUUUUAACCUGGUGGCAUUUGAUUCGUAAUUUGGGGUAUCGUAAUCUUGAGAAAUUUCCCUUUAUCAUAUUUUCAAUUCUAUGAGUUCUAAAUGAAGAAAAGAUUUUGAUACAUCUGGAGAUUUAAAUUUUUUUGACAAAAAAUCAUCGCUCAACAGUAUAUCGUCAGUUCUGAAGAAACUCAAAAUGAUUACAGAAUUUGAAAGUUUCAGGUGAAUUUUUAUAAGCAUCAAAAAGAUGAAAAGUUGCAUUUAUCUGUAAGUCGACUUUUAUAUAAUAUUCAAAUGUAUAUAGAUAACCAAUUUGGUUUUAGACGGGCAGUACUAUACAGCUGCAAAUAGACCUUGCACGUUGUGAGGUGACCCAGGGUUCUGGGUCCCUACACAUAGUGCAAACAGCUUCUAACUAGUCAUUAUGUGUAUAUGUUGUUUUCAAGUACUCAAAAAUAUGUAUUUAUUUAUCAGGUACUGAGCCAAAAUGAUACUUUCAGGGUCAUUUAGGUUGAUUUUGUUAAAUUUUUAUGAUUUUUACGUAAAAAAAUUGUUAAGUGAAAUUUUAGGACUGACAGAGAUUCUGGAGUUCUGUUUGAAACUGCCUUUAAUCUAACGAGGCCAUUCGUCAUCAUUCCGGCUCAUACCUGUGAGAUUACAUUGUUGUAGAGAAUUACAUCCUGAGGUUUAUUUUAUCCUUGGUUAGAUUAGACUAGCAUGGCCCUUGGAAGGACAAAGGGGAUUUCUUUAACCUGCAUGUAAAAGUCUUGUGAAUUUUUAUUGAAUUGAUACCAAAAUUUGUUGCAAUGGGAAAUUUUACUUCAAUAAUCUCGCAUUAAUUUGUAUGUUGGAGCAUUUUUUAAGGGACUUCAAUGUGUUUGGGAAAGUCGAGUUACCCUUAGUCCUUGUAAGGGAUUUAGGCAGAUAUUUCGGGCUGAAGUUGACGCUAAAUCCAGUAUAAAUUUUACGGAAUGGUGUGCUGUAUGUCAUUUAUUUUUUGUACAGAUUCGAGCUGUCAGCUUUCUUCUGGAAAAACUUUAAUUGAGAGUGGUGUAAAUUUGGUUCAUUCGAAAUAGGUCUAUUAUUUUCUUACUAGAUGUCUCUCAGUUAAGUCAUGUUGACCUGGGCGGAAACCAGGUAGACUUUUACUUAAACACUACGGACCAUCAAUCUGAUUUUCACCAAAUUGGCAUGAUAAUUGAUUCGAAAAACAGUUCAACAGAAAAUACAUGUAUCAAUUCUUAUAAUCAUCUGCAGGUCAGACAAAUGAUUUUCUUUUAAUUCAGUUUAAAUUUUGAAAUCAAGAAUUUGGUGUUCAUCGGAUAAUUCACCUUUCCUGGGAGACUGAAGGUUACUUCAUUAAUUUUGUGGUGCUUGAACUUCUGUUUUAAGUUUUUUCCAACUGAAAUAUCCAGUAUUAUGAUUUGUAGCAGUUUUGUCUGUCACGUCUUACUGUGUAGGCUUGUAAAACGUACUCAUGUAUAAGGUUUAUACUGUGGUCCAUUUCAGUUUAAGUUGACCUGUAGAGCCUAACAAAGUUGAACACUAUCAGUGGCAGUUUUAUUGGUUUUAUUAUUCACCCUGAAUUGAACUUGGCUUAGUGUAGCCUGCUUCCUGGAUAACUAGAAGAUAAAUCCACGCAUUAGAAAUUGCAUCCCUUUGACAAAGCCCUUAGAUCUUGGGCAGUUAUUGAAGUCAGUCAAAAAGUAGGUCUGUAUGACUUCAAUAUGUCGUCUAUUGGUCUUGAAUUAUUCAUUGUGCUCAUACAUGUAGCAGUGCUCCAUGUCCAUUAGCCUUUGGGAGAUAAUGAUGAAUAUUUCGAUAAUUGAUUAGUUACAAGGUAAUAUCGAAAUAAUCUGAAGGUUUGCGAUGGAAGGAUGAUGAGGAAGGGGUGACAAGAAAUUUAUUAAGAGCAGGGAAGAGUUUGAUGGAAAUUGGAGCACUGCUAUGUCUGUAGUUCAGGACCCAAAUAAACUUUUGUAUGAAUUCACCACUACUAAAAAAUAAAUACAAUCUGUACUAUUCGACAGUAAUAAAUAUUUUCUUAUAUCUUC